Linnemannia hyalina is the source of this 1152-nucleotide messenger RNA. Lineage: Eukaryota; Fungi; Mortierellomycota; Mortierellomycetes; Mortierellales; Mortierellaceae. The record is from the annotation of a GenBank genome assembly.
AUGCCAAAGGUCGCAAAACCACGCAAGGGAAAGACGACCGUCAUCGAGACACCCCGCCCAGAGUUCAUAUUCGAAGGCGGCCUUCGCAAGGUCCUCCCCUACAAGCAGACAUACCUGGCACAAGUGAAGCAGCGUUGGGUCAACCGGACCGUGCCCGAGAUCUUUGCCUCGGAAAUGCCCCGCAGAUGUACUCAAAGUAUGAUUGUCGAGGCGAUGAAGAGAGGCGAUGUCCUUGUGAACGACAGCAUUGUAUCUCCUGACUACAUCCUGAAAGGCGGAGAGAGUCUUCGUUCCAAUAACUGUCACAGACAUGAGCCACCGGUACCUGACACCCCGAUCAAAGUCAUCGAGCAAGGAAAGGACUAUGUCGUAUUCGACAAACCACACGGAAUAACAGUACACCCAAACGAGCUCAGUUUCUUCAACACGGCUCUUGAAAUCCUAAGACGCGACCACGACAUCCCGACUUACAUGCACGCCAUCAACCGUCUGGACGCUGUCACCUCAGGAGUUGUUAUAUUUGCCAAUGUGUCCGAUACUGCGACCCGGGAACGGUUCCAACCUCCUAGCACCACUGACACCAAUGACACGGAAUUGAACUCUCUGGUGCAGAAGGAAUAUGUCUGUCGCGUUGUUGGAGAAUUCCCUGUGGACCCUGUGGUUGUCGCUGAGCCCAUUUUGCCUCAAGGAGGAAAAGUUACAAUCGAUCCUGCAGGAAAGCCCUCAGAGACCCGGUUUGAAAGGAUAUGGUUUGACACUGCCUCCAACACCAGCCUUGUCCGAUGCCAUUUGAAGACAGGAAGGCAACACCAGAUCCGCCUCCACGUCGCACACCUCCAACACCCUAUCGCCAACGACAAACUCUACAACCCGGACUACAGUACUGACUGGGCACAGAGGAACCCCAAUGCAACCGCUAGCGGCGAGACGCGUUUCUAUCCAGUCGAUAUUCCACCAGAACGUCAACCAUAUAUGCCUUACUACGUUACCCCAGAAAUACCAUGUCACAAAUGCAAGGAGGAGCAGGGAACACCCAACGUACCCAACCCCAAUGACAUGAAGAUCUGGCUCAGGGCUAUUAGGUACCAAGGACCUGACUGGAAAUUUGAGGUUGACAUGCCUGACUGGGCUGACCCCAAUGUCCUUAAAUAA